Messenger RNA from Cryptomeria japonica (Japanese cedar), 1858 nucleotides. RefSeq lists its product as uncharacterized. The transcript has 15 exons. Gene Ontology annotation, biological process: biosynthetic process. Lineage: Eukaryota; Viridiplantae; Streptophyta; Pinopsida; Cupressales; Cupressaceae. The record is from RefSeq and is a predicted model, not a curated record. Gene Ontology annotation, cellular component: cytoplasm. The coding region runs from base 455 to 1699 and encodes 414 amino acids.
AUAAUUCCCACGUCAACUUUCAGAUGCUAUUCCACGGAAAGUCUGCGGCCCAUCUCAUUCAAAAUCCAAUGCACAGGCCUUCUGAAACAAUGCUAAGAUUGUCUGGUUGUUAAAAAAUAUACGAGAACAAAAUAAAACAGAAGCUCAAUGGCAAAUCCCUGCAACUUAAUCCCUUCCUUUUUUCUUGCCAUUGAAGCUGCCUGCAUAUAUAUAUAAAUUCACACUAACAGUUCACAUGUGAAUACUUUCCUCGAGGUUUAAAAAAAUUAUAUUUGAUAUUCCAAUCGCCUGAUCGGCCAAUGAUACCCUUCGAUCUCACUUUAUGCCUGUUUAAUGCUGCGUACAUUUUGACUCCCACGUAGGACGGUUUGUGGACCGCAUACUAAUUAUAUUAAAAAGGAGCCGCAAAGGCACUAAAUCCACGCCAUCUUUCAUCUACUACAGAGCAAGAGCAAUGGAGAGCGAGCAGACGUCUGUUGCGGUCAUCAUGGUGGGAGGCCCAACUAAAGGGACUCGGUUUCGGCCGCUGUCGCUGAAUGUGGCCAAACCUCUGUUUCCUUUAGCCGGGCAGGCAAUGGUUCAGCAUCCCAUUCUCGCCUGCAAGAAGAUACCAAAUUUGGUUCACAUUUACCUUAUAGGGUUUUACGAGGAGCGCGAAUUUGCGCUUUACGUUUCCUCAAUAUCAAAUGAGCUCAAGAUUCCUGUAAGGUAUCUGAGAGAGGACAAACCACAUGGCUCAGCGGGUGGACUUUACCACUUUAGAGAGUUGAUAAUGGAGGAUGAUCCGACAAAUAUAUUUGUGCUCAACUGUGAUGUAUGCUGCAGUUUUCCUCUUGCAGAUAUGCUCGAGGCCCAUAAUAAGUACGGUGGAAUGGGUACAAUCUUAGUGAUUAAGGUUUCUGCAGAAUCGGCCAACCAAUUUGGUGAAUUGGUUGCAGAUUCUGUCACCAAGGAACUAUUACACUAUGCAGAAAAGCCGGAGACUUUUGUAAGUGACCGAAUAAACUGUGGUGUCUAUAUUUUCACCCCCGACAUCUUUUUAGCUAUACAAGAUGUUUCAACCCAGCGCAAGGACAGAGCAACUAUGCGGCGUGUAUCUAGUUUUGAGGCUCUUCAGUCAGCAACAAAGACACUUCCAACAGAUUUUGUUCGGUUAGACCAGGACAUUUUGUCCCCUCUUGCUGGGAAGAAGAAAUUGUACACAUUUGAGACAUCAGAAUUUUGGGAGCAGAUCAAGACUCCAGGGAUGUCUUUGCGAUGUUCUGAACUGUACCUUUCACAAUAUCAACGCACUAGUCCUGAGCUCUUAGCAAAGGGUGAUGGUGGUAGGACUGCUACCAUUGUUGGUAAUGUGUACAUUCAUCCUUCAGCAAAAGUACAUCCAACAGCUAAGAUAGGGCCAAAUGUUUCUGUUUCUGCCAAUGCUCGUAUUGGGGCAGGUGUUCGACUAAUUGGUUGCAUUGUCCUUGAUGAUGUUGAGAUAAAGGAAAAUUCCAUUGUGAUGCACUCUAUUGUCGGCUGGAAGUCUUCGAUUGGAAGGUGGUCAAGGGUCCAGGGUGAAGGGAACUAUUCAUCUAAACUUGGGAUUGCAAUUCUUGGUGAGGGUGUUACAGUUGAAGAUGAGGUAGUGGUGGUGAACUGUAUUGUACUUCCUCACAAGACACUUAAUGUCAGUGUGCAAGAGGAAAUAAUCUUGUAACUUAUGUAAUUCUGCUCUUUAUUUUAUUUCACAACAUGAUUAUUUCAUGUUUAUUAAUUAUUCAUUUGUGAAACAUGAAGUACUAUAUCUAUUGAACUAGAGUAAAAUUUAUCAGAAGAGGAAUUCUGGAGUAUACAAUAAAUUAUAAUAUUGAUGAAA